AUGGAGAACGAUGCUCAUCUUAACACGGAGGAGUGCCCGCAAGCCAACUGUCCGCCUGUUUCGCAGAAUGAACUGCAAAUAAGCACGUGUGACGCCACAGACAAUGCACGCCUCAUCGGCUUGGUGGCGAAAGGUGGCAGUGACCCUUCUUCUACUUAUCAGAAGAUUACACGGCAGCGUUUCAUCAGGAGAAGCCUGUGGUUCUCAGACACAGAUGAGCAGGCCUCAGAGGCCUCGGAAUGUGAUCGCCCGCAAACGGUAGCUGGCAGGAAGCGAGGUGCGAGUGGUGGCAUACAGGAGGACGUUGGCACCGAAAGUCACGGUGGGCCAAAACAUGACGUGAAAGAAAGCACCAGAAUUGAUGAGGAAAAGGCGAAGAGCAGAGGAGAUGCACUUAACGCCACGUGCACUGAUGGCGGUAAAAGCACCAUCAAGGCAGCGAGUGAGGAGACCGAGGAAGAGGCGGGGAUGAAGGCCGUUUCCACCUCCCCAGGGGGACGCUUCCUCAAAUUUGACAUCGAGCUUGGGAGGGGCUCCUUUAAGACCGUCUACAAAGGCUUGGAUACGGAAACCUGGGUGGAGGUUGCCUGGUGCGAGCUACAGGAUCGUAAGCUGUCAAAAAUGGAACGUCAGCGCUUCAAGGAAGAAGCUGAGAUGUUAAAAGGUCUCCAACAUCCAAACAUAGUCCGCUUUUAUGACUUUUGGGAGUCUCCACUCAAAGGAAAGAAGUGCAUUGUUUUGGUAACUGAACUCAUGACAUCAGGGACUCUUAAAACUUAUCUGAAGCGUUUCAAAGUUAUGAAGCCCAAGGUGCUGAGAAGCUGGUGCAGGCAGAUCCUGAAAGGCCUUCACUUCCUCCACACCAGAACUCCUCCUAUUAUCCACAGGGACCUCAAGUGCGAUAACAUUUUCAUUACUGGCCCAACAGGCUCUGUCAAGAUCGGUGAUUUAGGCCUGGCAACGCUAAAGGCGGCCUCUUUUGCAAAGAGCGUCAUUGGAACUCCUGAGUUUAUGGCUCCAGAGAUGUAUGAGGAGCACUAUGACGAAGCUGUGGAUGUCUAUGCCUUUGGCAUGUGUAUGCUUGAAAUGGCCACAUCCGAAUAUCCCUACUCAGAAUGUCAGAAUGCUGCACAGAUUUACCGAAAAGUCACAAGUGGAGUUAAGCCUGCCAGUUACAACAAAGUCGUGGAUCCCGAAAUUAAAGAGAUUAUUGGCGAGUGCAUCUGCCAAAAGAGAGAAGAGCGAUACUCCAUCAAAGACCUCCUGAACCACGCCUUCUUUGCGGAGGACACGGGGGUGAGGGUGGAGCUCGCUGAGGAGGAUGACGGUCAAAAGACCUCCAUCGCCCUUAAACUGUGGGUGGAGGACCACAAGAAAUUAAAAGGGAAAUAUAAGGAGAGUGGAGCCAUUGAAUUCACGUUUGACCUGGAGAAGGAAGUCCCUGAGGGGGUAGCACAAGAGAUGGUGGAGUCUGGAUUCUUCCACGAAAGUGACGUGAAGACUGUAGGAAAAUCAAUUCGGGACCGUGUGGCGUUAAUCAAAUGGAGAAGAGAAAGAACAGUGCUGUCUACUUCUCAAAUGGACGGUGGACAUGGAUUCCACAUGGCAACUUCUCAAAGCUUGGCUUCUCAGGAGGCGCACGCAGGACGGCCCUCUUUGCUUGAACCGCCAGCAGAUGUUGACCAGCAAAAUCAGCAACGUACACUGCCAGCCAGUUUCACUUCAGUGACAUCAGAUGGCACUUUCGACAGUGGCAAGGGCUCCACUGUGUACUCGGAUUCUCACAGCAGCCAGCAGAGCGUCCUCUAUCAGUCCCUACUGGAGCCCAUCACUAUGGCAACACAGCAGUGCCAGCCAAGUGAACUUUUUCAGACAAAUCGACCUUACUCCUGCGAAACAGGUGAAGUACGAGGGGCCGCGCUGGGCCCAGAACUCGCUACUCGUUUUGGAGGUUCUGCGCGCAGAGGAAGUGCCCCUGUUAUUGACACUUACUAUGUUGACCCCUUAAAUCAAUUCAGUGCAUCAAAACUUUUUCUGCGAUCUGUAAAUCCUGACCCUGUUGUAAUAGAAAGCCAAUGGGAGCAUUGCUCAGAUAACCGACUCGUUCAGCCAUUGUUAUUGGACAAUGUCAGAGACAAAUGUGUCACCCCUUCAUCUGAGGCUGUCAAUGGAAACGUGAUGAGAGGACGAAGACACUCUGACAUCAGCGGACUAAGUCUAACAUGUCAUCAUAGCAACCACCACCGGGGAGGGUUUCGCCACCUUGCGCCGGAAGGACAGCUUAAAGGUUCAAGUGAUUGUUCAGAACUCCUGUGGUGGCUACAGAAGUCCCUUUUUAAUAUAAUCAAUCAAAAAGGAGGAACUAGCCGUGCAGUAUUCGCCCAGCACUCUUCCAUUCAAUCCUCAGCUUCCCACUGCAAUUCCAACGCUGCUCAGGAUGGCAACCUUAAGAAGAGAGCUCAUUUGUGCCAGGAAACGGAAACCUUCCAUGUCUGUGAGGAUACAUCCCUCGCAAGAGAGAAGUACAUUCCUCGUUUUAUGGGAGCGGCCAAUUCUGUAGGGCACCAGACUCAAUCGGCAGAGCAUCAAUAUCUCAAACCUGGCCACAGUUACCCUGCUCCUCCAUAUCCGUGUCAGCCCAAUGUCACAUCACUAAGUCAGGCUACUUCCUGUACGGUCAACACCCAUCCUAUAGCCACUGGUUGUAACCAAACGAGUAUUUCAGCAGCAGCUGGGCCACAACAUGUUUCGCAGUGUUACCAGAUGCAAGGUCAGCAACCACAACAAGCGACUUUUGACCGUGUCUCCUCGGUCCAGCAACAGACUUACACUGUGUCGGCUUAUCAGCCAGCAGCGCAGUCAGAACCAAUUUGCCCAGUUGCCCAGUGUCAACUGGUGCACACUUCCACCGGUGCUUCACUGCUUCCAUCUGGGGCCGAAUUGCCCAAACAGCAAACUGGAUUGCUUCUUGAUAGCCAGCAGAUGCCUAGUAAACAAGAUCACCAACCAAACUUGAUGGAGAAUGGUCAAGGCACACAAAAUGGAAUACAAAUGUGCACUCAGACACAACUCCAGAGUGUAUGCCAGCAAAUAUCACAGCCUCCUUUCCAUUCUCAAAGUCUUCAGUGUGCUAGUCAACAGGAAGUACUCACGCCAGUUCCUCAGCAGCAAAACCACAUACUGGUGCAGAUGGCGCUUCCACAGUCCAGCCAGGAUGCGUCCCAGUCUGUGGUGCAGCAGGACCAGUCCGUGAGCACAAAUCACCAGUAUUCUUCAACUAGUUUACCUGAUGCCACUUUCAUACGCUCUGCAGUCAGUGCAAUUCCUGCUCAGGGUCAGUUCCUCCCUGGGCAGUCAUCUACAACGCCGCAGACCUACGCAGGAGUUUCCCAGGUUCUGAGUCCGAGCCUUUUGGUCUCCUCACAACAUAGCCAAGCUACUCAAAUGACUACACAGAUCCCUCAGAAGGUGAUGGCCAGCCAACCUGACCUUGUCCAGAUGACCCUUAUAUCGCAGUCCACACACUUCUCCACACCUGCAAAGAACACCUCAGACCAGACAUUAAUUGUCGGUGCUGGCCAGUCAGAAAAGGAAAUUCAGAUUCCAUCUCUUCAUCCCGCAGAGUCUCAUAGAGCAUCUUGUGGAUCUGCAAGUUCCAGUCUGGCACAGCAGCAGUUCAGCACUGAUCAAGCUGUAGAAAAACACACUGGUGGUCAGAGCUAUGACAGUGUCAACUCUGAUGCCACAUCAGGGAAAGAGAUGAGCGAUGGCUGUGAUGGUCCACAUGGAAGUAAAUGCCAGAGUAAAAUCCGCAAACACCACCGCAGGUCGACGCGCACUCGGUCUCGUCAAGAGAAGACGAGCAGGCCAAAGCUCAGUAUGCUAAAUGUCUGUAACACAGGGGACAAGAUGGUGGAGUGCCAACUGGAAACGCACAAUCAAAAAAUGGUUACAUUCAAAUUUGACCUGGAUGGUGAUGCGCCUGAAGAGAUUGCUACAUACAUGGUGGAGAAUGAUUUCAUCCUACACUUGGAAAAAGAAGUGUUCAUUGAACAGCUCAAGGAUAUUGUAGAUAAGGCUGAGGACUUGCUGAGUGAGGAUACAGAGGCUGAGAAGAAUUCUGACCAGGCAAGCAGUCCCAUGAGUGAAGGAGCUGGCACGGUGGGAAUGAAGUCGUGUGCCCCCAGCAGUCCACAGCCAGUCUACCAACAAAACGUACUUCAUACUGGCAAGCGCUGGUUCAUCAUCUGCCCAGUGGCUGAUCGGGAAUGCGAAAAAUCUACCUCUCUGUCAGUCAAAGCCAACAGCAGCACGCCUGUAGUGUCAAAUGCUGUUCAGUCUGUGUCUUCGCAAGGCCCUCUUCAAGACCAAAAGGCCACCCUGGUUAAUGUCCAGCUUUCAGACUGUGUCAUCCAAGAAAAAAGCAAAGUUGUAGGCCAAAAUGAGAGCAUUUCCGUUGAAGAAGCUUGCAUCUCAGCUGCGUCCAUCGUGAGUGACAUCCCAUGCUGUGCUUUCACACCGCCAGUCUCAUUGGACGUGAAUGAUGCCGACAAGGCGGAGGUCAAUGCUUCAGUCAUGCUAGCCAGUCAUCCCGAUCAGAAGGCCAGUCCCACUGGAGAAGGCUCCCUCCAGCAGGCCGCUCAGCAGUCAGUGGUUCUCCAGCAACCCUACCCGGCACCGAUACUGCCAGCAUCGCUCUGUUCCCAACCUCAGAGUCCGGCGCAUCAGACAGCUGUUCCUCAAGCGGCCAGCGGGGGUCCGGGGGAUUCGGACAGCGAGGGGCCACGCCGCAUGGAGUUUGCCGAUUGCACCAUCAAGACAUUAGACAAGAAGUUGAGAAAUUUGUUGUAUCAGGAGCACACUCCCUCCCAGCCGUGCGGUGUCGCCACUGACCCUCAUGCGUCUCCCAUGGAAGUGUCCGGCACCAUGUCUGUCUCGGACAGCCACAGCAGCGAGGGGCCGCUGAUCAAGAAACAGGAGGAGCCCCUGAUAAGGCCCACUGCACCAAGUAUCAAUUGUCAGGAAAAAAGCAACAGCCGCAGCACUUUCUCCGGUUAUUCUCAAGGGUCAUACGGUCCGAAUAGAAAAAACAAUGGCUGCAUUCCUGGGGGCACGUUGCCAGCUGAUUGUGAGAGUACAAGCGUAUCCAGACCUUGUUGCAGUAACCGCUUCUCUGCACCGCCAAACUUCUACCAGGCAACACCCACGUCUAGCCCAGAUGUCACACCUCACCAUUUGCCCCGCGCCGUAACCAUCGGUGCCUCGGCUGGUCAUCCCUACCGGCACUCGUCACCCCUCCGCUCAGACUCUGCGGAUGAGGAUAGCGGCGGCAAGGCUCUCCGGGCUGCCCGUCCCGAUGCUGUAGCUCAUGCGCCGUCCGAGCAUGGUGGAGGCCACCUUGUCAAGAGGGCUGUGGCCUUUCUGAAGCGAUCCGGUCGGAGUAAAAGUGAGCAGAGUUCAGAUUCGCCAAGCCAGCGGCCAUUGGAGAUGAACGGCCAUGCUCCUUCACCUUCAAUGGGACACACGCCAUCUUCUUACAUCAGCAGUGACAAUGACUCUGAAUUUGAGGAUGCAGACAUGAGGAAAGAGCUCCAGAAGCUGAGAGAAAAGCACAUGAAGGAGAUUUCAGAGUUACAGGCCUUCCAGAGGAGUGAAAUUGAACGUCUGUACCGAGAAGUGGGAAAAUCUUUGCCCCCCAACGUAGGCCUACUACACGCUGCCCCGCCCAGUGGUCGCCGACGGAGGGCAAGUAAACACAAAGUCAAAGCUGGAAAAUUGCUCAAUCCGAUGGUGCAGCAGCUCAAAAGUAAUCUUAACACCACCACAGUGGAGAGAAAAGGUGAGAGUUCUGGCAGUUCAUCAGGAUCCCCCGCUAAAAGUUCGGCUAUGUCCGACUGCUCGACCCGCUUCAGUGGUAGCUCCAGCUCCAACAAUCAGAGUUGCGCAACCCCAGAGCAGGUCCACACCCAACAACCAUGUUCCUUAAAAGGCUCUUUCUCCUCGGAUAACAUCUACGCUGGCCAGCACAACGACGGGUUGAACAACUUGACAAGCCGAGGCUGGACGGUUUACCACCAAACUUCAGAGAGAGUCACCUAUAAAUCUAGUAGCAAACCACGCACUAGAUUCCUCAGUGGACCUGUGUCUCUGUCCAUCUGGUCCACUCUGAAACGACUAUGUCUAGGCAAAGAGCACAGUAGUAGGUCAUCUUUGCACACCGCAACAGUUCCACCGCAGCCGUCCCCCGCCGCAGCUACACCGUCUCCUCAGCCAAUUGGUCGACUUGCUCGGGUUCAGAACAACAACAGUAACAAUAAGAAAAGCACGUUUACCGAGGACCUGCACAAGUUGGUGGACGACUGGGCAAAGGAAACUAAGGCAUCGACCGGCCAUCAGCCGCCACCGUCCUUGAACCAAAUCAAAGAACAGAAGCGCUUGCAGGACCUGGAAAACAAAGUUCAAUCCCCGCAACCGACCGCACAAAAGAUGAACUCUGUCUGGCCGCCUCUGUCCCUCCCCCAGCAACCGAGUCUGCCAAGCAGCCAAGGUCCCGACUUUCCUCUUGCGGUGCCCCCCGGAUAUCUUUUGCCUGCGGGCCCCUACGCAGGGACAGCUACCACCCAGCGGUGCCCCGGCCUUCCGAGCGCCUUUCCCGGUGUGGCCAAAGCUGGAGUCCAAGCCCACGAGACCGAGAGAGGCCCCUGCUUAAACUCCGCUAGGACUUCCUAA
Molecule: messenger RNA, 6729 nt
Organism: Nerophis lumbriciformis (worm pipefish)
Lineage: Eukaryota; Metazoa; Chordata; Actinopteri; Syngnathiformes; Syngnathidae
Source: RefSeq, a predicted model, not a curated record